Molecule: messenger RNA, 1306 nt
Organism: Tripterygium wilfordii
Lineage: Eukaryota; Viridiplantae; Streptophyta; Magnoliopsida; Celastrales; Celastraceae
Product: acid phosphatase 1
Exons: 3
Coding region: 285-1073 (262 amino acids)
Molecular function (GO): acid phosphatase activity
Source: RefSeq, a predicted model, not a curated record
AAUACCCGAAGAAGAACGCAUAACCAUAUAAAGCCCCUCUAACGAUCCUGCAAUGGUUCUGGACACGCCUUCUCUUUUACCUUCUCUUAUCGCUCUGCAAAACCAGAAGAAGAGAAUACUGUUACAGAGGGAUAACCCUCCUUUUCCUUUCUUAUCCCUCUCCAGUAUCCUUUUUAUCCCUGAAAGGAGCCUCCUUUUCCUUUCCGAUCACGUCUUCUUUUCUUCUGGAUUCUCUUCCCUUUCUAUAAAUUUCUAAUCCGCGAUUUUCACCGAAUUCAUCCGCCAUGAUUUUUUCAAAGCUUCUGAUAUUUUUUUCUCUGUUUUCGAUUGCAUUUUCUCACGAAACCUUCAAUUCCCACCUCCUGCCCAGGCCUCUCAUUAUCGAAUAUCCCGAAACAUUCAGGGAAUUCAACAACGAGGUCCAAUUACAUUGUACUAGCUGGAGGUUUGCGACUGAGACUAACAAUUUGAAUCCGUGGAAGAAUGUUCCCAGCGAGUGUGCGGAAUAUGUCAAGGAUUACAUGAUGGGGAGAGGGUAUAGUGCAGAUCUCGAGAGGGUCUCCAAUGAGUCCGCGUUCUACGCCAAAAGCGUGGAACUCGGCGGUGAUGGGAAGGAUGCGUGGGUGUUUGACAUCGAUGAGACAUUGUUAUCCAAUCUUCCCUAUUACCAAGAGCAUGGUUAUGGAUUGGAGAUAUUUGAUCCAUUGCAGUUUGAUAAAUGGGUAGAGAAGGGUGAAGCAUUUGCUAUAAAGCCCAGUUUGACACUCUAUGAAGAGGUUUUGGGUUUGGGCUUAAAAGUCAUCUUCCUGACUGGCCGCAGCGAGAAGCAUAGGAGUGUUACAGAGGAAAACUUGAUCAAUGCAGGUUUUCUGAAGUGGGAUAAGCUCAUAUUAAGAGGCUCUGAUGAUAAGGAGAAACAUGCAACAGUUUACAAAUCAGAGAAGAGGAGUGACAUGGUAAAAGAGGGAUAUAGGAUUGUUGGCAACUCUGGAGACCAGUGGAGCGAUUUAUUGGGUUCGGCUAUGUCUGCCCGCUCAUUCAAGCUUCCUAAUCCUAUGUACUAUAUACCCUAGCGCGGUAUAACUUCUCCAACUCUUUUAUUGAAUCCCUACUUGCAUGUAUAUUCUACAGGGAUCUUAAUCUUGUCAAAUGUAAAUGCCUUCAUCUUCUCAAACAUUGUUGAACCCUAUUGUCUAUUCAUCAACAAUGAUCCAAAGACAUUGAUGAUAAUGAUGAUGAUGUAUCAAAAACUUAAAUCCUAAAUAUUCGAGGAAUGCUUUAACAUGAAGUUAAUAUUGACAUUGGA